AAAGGUGGUGGUCGUCCUUUAAAUGAAAUUUGGAAGCACUUUGAAAGAUUUCCAACAGAAACUCCUGGCAAGUUUCGGGCUUGUUGUAAUUUUUGUCUAUUAGAAUUGAAAUGUGCUGAAAUAGUAGCUUUAGAAGAGCAUCUUGCAAACCAUUGUCCAAAUGCACCAGGACUAAUUUUACGUGAAUAUAUGCAAAAG
Funneliformis geosporum is the source of this 198-nucleotide messenger RNA. Lineage: Eukaryota; Fungi; Glomeromycota; Glomeromycetes; Glomerales; Glomeraceae. The record is from the annotation of a GenBank genome assembly.